This is a messenger RNA of Aspergillus luchuensis, 1116 nucleotides long. RefSeq lists its product as uncharacterized. Gene Ontology annotation, molecular function: protein serine/threonine kinase activity; ATP binding. Lineage: Eukaryota; Fungi; Ascomycota; Eurotiomycetes; Eurotiales; Aspergillaceae. Gene Ontology annotation, biological process: mitotic DNA damage checkpoint signaling; protein phosphorylation. The coding region runs from base 1 to 1116 and encodes 371 amino acids. The transcript has 4 exons. The record is from RefSeq and is a predicted model, not a curated record. Gene Ontology annotation, cellular component: cytoplasm; nucleus.
AUGCGAUUCUUUACUACCCCAUUCAGUUACGUUGUCUCGAUGCUGUCAUCAUGUUCCCCAAUUAUGCACUCUUUCAAGGCGCGGGCAUACUCGGCUCUCGUGAGUUCAAGACUCCCUAGCUACAGAUCGAUCGUCAACAGUCGUCUCCACCGCAGAGCAAGCACAAUUCUAACUUCCUCAAUCCACGCUGAUGAGUAUAUUGGCAAAUCUGGCCGUCAUUAUAAAGUUGAACGGGCUCUUCAGGAAGAAUCAUCUCCGCCACGUCAGGUUCUCCUUGCAACCGCUGGUGAUCAGAGAUUCAUAUUGAAAUAUAUCCACGAGGUCAAUUUCGAAGACCUUCAGGACGUAAACAGAAGAUUACGCAACAAUACCAGCCAUGUUCGUCUUCCUCAGGAUAUCAUCCCUGAUAAAUCAAUGUUUGUGUUUGAAUACUUCACCGGUCAUCUUCUACACCUAGCUCAACAGGACUUGUCUCUUGGAACAAGAAAGAAACUUCUCAAGGAAGCUCUUCGUGGGAUUGCCGAGAUACAUGACAGAGACAUUGUUCACACAGAUAUUAAAGCGGACAACUUCUUCGUCAACUGGAAACAGUCCGAUGACGGCAUCACCAUCGAUAAAGUCCAACUCGGCGACCUCGAAGACGCCGUCCACAUCCCCCCUGGCUCAUCCAUGCUUGGGAAGCAAGCAGGCAACUGGAUGUGGAGGAGUCCCGAAGCCCAUGCUAGAGGACGGGUGAAUAAACCGUCCGAUAUCUUCUCGUUCGCUCUUGUUUGUAUCUACGUGGUACAUAAACGGGUCAUAUUCGCAGUCGGAGACGACGAAUUAGAUGAAGGCAUAGACCGCUUAGCCGUCGUGAUUGAACGCCAGAUCUCCUACUUCGCCGACAACGAUGGAUUUCAUGGUUUUCUCGAAUACCUCGGUGACAAUCCCUGGGCCUCUGUCUUUAACAUAACCCUGAAUGGAUUUAAUCAGGACAACCCGAUCAGGCCAUUCUCUCUUUGGCAGGGAGUUGACGAUGAUUUUAAAAGCUUGAUUUGCGCCAUGACGAACCUUGAUCCAAGAAGGAGAAUUACAGCACGUCAGGCAUUGGUGCAUAAAUGGUUUGAUGGUGUGUGA